Molecule: messenger RNA, 297 nt
Organism: Cooperia oncophora
Lineage: Eukaryota; Metazoa; Nematoda; Chromadorea; Rhabditida; Trichostrongylidae
Source: the annotation of a GenBank genome assembly
AUGUUUCAUGUUGAUAAAGUUAACACAAACAAAAACAUACACUCGUGCCGAGGUGGAAAGGUGGAUGAAGCCUUCUUGGAAGAAUUUGCUCAAAAAGACUGUACUGUAAUUGUGGGAGAUCUUGAGUUUAGAAAUCUCUAUGUGACUGAAGAAGCGCUUCUACCUCUGGCUCGUAUUACAAAAAUCCAGAACGGUGCUUUGAUCUUCGAGGACAAUGUUGGCAUCGAAUCCAUGUCAUUUCUCAGUGGACUUGAAGAAAUUGACAACUCUCAUUCAGAAAGUGAGGCUUCACGAUAG